AUGUCGUUUCUGCGUAACUUAGUCUACAGUUUUAGGGAUGAACGUUCCCGUCGAGACAAGGCGCGGGCUAUCGCAACCGAGAUCUUGAACACAUACGAUGCGCUCCAGGCUCAGGAUUCCUUGGAGCCGAGUCCAAAGGUCAACGAGCUUUUGACAAACCUAGUCGGCCUAUGCGCGUCAAGUCAGGAUGAGCGCGUCGUGAACAUGGUCCUCGGCUCCAAGCCUCUUCGGCGCGUCCUCUUGGAGCUCCGCGAGAUGUGCUCGACGGCCGAGUUCCACCUCGAGUACCACUGGUCGAAGCGCAUUCAUUCUCGCGAGGAGGCAUGCGACUCCUCUGGCGUCUGGGAGCCCGACGCCUGGGACCGCCUGCGAGCUUUCCCGUACUUUGGUAACUACGAAGAGCUGGUGCGAAUCGAGCUUUCUGCCAUCUUUACCGUCCUCCAUGCACCUCCGGCCAAGAUUGCCUACAUUGGCUCGGGGCCCUUGCCCCUGACGUCGUUCUGCCUACUGCAGGCGCUGACGGAGGGACCCAAUCCCUGGGGGUCCAGCUCCCCUAUUGAAAUCUUGAAUAUUGAUCGGAGCGCCGACGCUGUGGCUACUUCCAAGGCAUUGGCGCAAGACUUGGGUCUCGUCGAGAAAGGCAUGCAGUUCACUGUAUCGGAUGCUGAUGAUGAGAAACUGGAUUUGAGCGGGUUUCCCGUCGUAUGCCUGGCUGCACUGGUCGGAGCUACCCAGAGCGAAAAGGAAGAUUUACUCUGCAGCAUCGCGAGCCGGAUGGAUGCUGGUGCCUUGUUGGUGACGCGCUCCGCUUGGGGCUUGAGGAAGUGUUUAUAUCCGGAGCUGCGUAUUACCGACCGGCUACUGGAGCAUUUAGAGAUCUGUCUCGUACUUCACCCACACGGCCAUGUCAUCAAUUCAGUCGUGGUAGCUCGUGUAAAGCCUCGGUCUAAAGCUGUAUGA
This is a messenger RNA of Pyricularia pennisetigena, 960 nucleotides long. RefSeq lists its product as uncharacterized. Gene Ontology annotation, biological process: nicotianamine biosynthetic process. The coding region runs from base 1 to 960 and encodes 319 amino acids. Gene Ontology annotation, molecular function: nicotianamine synthase activity. The record is from RefSeq and is a predicted model, not a curated record. Lineage: Eukaryota; Fungi; Ascomycota; Sordariomycetes; Magnaporthales; Pyriculariaceae. The transcript is spliced from 3 exons.